Emericellopsis atlantica is the source of this 543-nucleotide messenger RNA. RefSeq lists its product as uncharacterized. NCBI's taxonomy places the organism in Eukaryota, Fungi, Ascomycota, Sordariomycetes, Hypocreales, Bionectriaceae. The record is from RefSeq and is a predicted model, not a curated record. Bases 46 to 309 code for a protein of 87 amino acids. The transcript has a single exon.
CGACGACAAUGACAAGCAUCAGCCUCCCUGGCGAUCCGGGUUCGCAUGCCUCUUAUGCUGUGCUUCGUAAUUACCCGGUGCUGUACAAUCGCGCAAGCUCUUGUUGUUUUCUACGAUCGGGUUUCAGGAGGGGGAAUUCCAGCGAAAUAUACACGAGCUCGAUGUCUAGCAAUCUGGCUUGACUUACCGUGGCAUUGUGAACAAUCCAAUGGGGAAUUCGUCAAUGUUUCAUCUUUAUCGAGAGUGCAAAUAAAGAUCAAUGCAAUGUCCACUUCGCACCAGUGGCAAGAACGACAAAGAAUCUCAUAACGAGCCAAUCCCGUUAGACGUAAUUUUUUUUUAUCUCUACCGUCGUCAAAUAAGCAACGAGUUGAUGAUCGCUUCUUGGUUCAAAACACUGUUGACUUAAAAAGGGAGAACCAGACCGUGUAGGGUAACCAGGCAGGAACCUUCCGCUGAGUAAGCGGACGGACGGAAAAGGCUUGACGUAAUCUUUCUCUCGAACCUCCUCCACUACGGUCUAGUAAAGCGGCAACAAGGGAG